AUGUUCAUGCACAAGUAUCGACCCGUCGAUAGCGAACAGAGAGAUCGAGAGCAGGAGGAGAUAUACAAACUCGACGAUGAAUGCAGCGCUCACGGAUUUCGACCACACAAGUCUUUUUACAAACGCUGUAUCUCAGUUCAAUACAUCUUGAUACUACUACUUCUUCUUACAAACCUCGCAACAUUGGCAUUUUGGCGAAACGCCUCGACUUCUGAGAAAUGGGCCAAGACACCAGCGACGACACUCGAGCAGGAUAUUUCUCGGAAUGACAUUCCAUCUGUAAAGGCUCUGGGACCGGCCGAUAUUCCCGUCGAAAUGGAGAUGCGCAAAUUUUCCACGGGUAUAACUGAGGAUCGAAGGACCGAGUUUUUCGGAGAACCGGACGAAAAGACCAAUGCCGCUUGGGACUCGCUCAUGGACGUGCGAUUGAUUCAUCUCAACGAGCAACAGGCAAAAUAUUUAGGCGCACCCACAGCUCGGCAAUACAACUCUUCUCCAGGGUCCUACGUCGGAGUGUUGGAGGUGUUUCAUCAACUACAUUGUUUGAAUCGCAUUAGACUCGCCUUCUAUACAGAUCUUAAGGGAGAGUAUGGCGAAAACGCUGAUAUCAUUAGACGACACACUUACCACUGCUUUGACUACCUUCGACAGUCUUUCAUGUGUCUCGCCGACGUCAAUAUCGGACCAGUCGGAUGGAACGCAACUACCGAGACGUAUAUCGCAGAAGGCGACGGUGUUCGAGAAUGUAGAAAUUUCGACAUAAUCCAUGAGUGGGCUAAGAAGCAUGAUGUGCCACAUGCUCCAGGGAAUAUCGAUCCUUCUCCCGAGCAAAUUCAUAGGCAUGACGAGACGCAUCUCUACAAGUAUGCAAUCUUUCAGUCUCCCCAAGAAGGGCUGGAGUUGACGAAUCCUGAAUCCCUUAUUGUCAUCGAUAGAAAGAAACCUCGACUCCUCAGCGGAUUUACUGUCUUCUUCAUGGUAGGGAUGCAUUUUGUCGAGGUAUGGGACACCCAUGAUCUCAAAGAGAAAGCCCCAAUGCUUCAUCAAGCAGGGCCAGAGGAGCUCAUCCCAAAGAGAAGAAAUUCGUGUCUGUCACGGUGCGCAUUGGCUUGGCUACCUCAUGUCUUCCUCGUGGCGAUAUACACGGCGGUCCUCUUGACAUGGCCGAUGUUCCGUCCUAAAUUCAAAUCAUACAGCCCAGAAGUAGUGGUUGAACGGACAAACACCCCUUGGACGGCUCGUUUCGACGGCACAUUCCUCGAGCUAGGGGACUUUUUCAAUAUUUCGGAGACCAAGGAGCCUAGUGUUGGAGCUGUGGCAGCCUGGAAUACGGUUCAACAAUAUAAAAUCCAUGAUAUCCCCUUAGAAGAAGCAAACUUUGUGCGCGUUUCAACCGCGCACGUCAAGAGCGCUGACCCGGGAGAUCCUCGAGUGCUCUCGAAACUCCAUCGCCUUCAUUGUUUGCACGUCCUCUGGAGACGAUGGCAUAACCAAAUGACGGCCGAAGAAUCAAAUACUACAAUUGUGACCGAGCCACAUGACAAUCACUGCUUUGCUAUUUUGCGCUACGGACUUAUGUGCGAAGGGGAUAUCCAGCUCAAGCAGGUUGGAUGGCCGGCGACGGAUGACAUGCAUGCCGGAUAUGUAGAUGUGGAUCGGUACUGCUCUGAUCCGGAGAAGAAUGGAAUCGAGAGAGAGAUUACGGGGAGUUGA
This is a messenger RNA of Aspergillus affinis, 1713 nucleotides long. RefSeq lists its product as uncharacterized. The record is from RefSeq and is a predicted model, not a curated record. Gene Ontology annotation, biological process: mycotoxin biosynthetic process. NCBI's taxonomy places the organism in Eukaryota, Fungi, Ascomycota, Eurotiomycetes, Eurotiales, Aspergillaceae. The transcript is spliced from 11 exons. The coding region runs from base 1 to 1713 and encodes 570 amino acids.